UCUUGGAUCUGGGGCUCUUCACUCAACCCACAACUAGAAGACUUGGUCGAGAAAGCAUGCUCGCCGCUAAAUCUGCCUUGGCCGGAAUCGGAGGACAUCGCUCUGAAUCUAGAGAUAUGCGAUCUCAUCCGUUCCAAGACUGUUCCUCCUAAAUCGGCCAUGCAAAGUCUCAAGACUCGCCUGGCAAGCAAGAAUGGACGAGUCCAGAUGGCUGCGUUGGGUCUGACUGACACAUGUAUAAAAAACGGAGGCGAUCAUUUCCUUCAAGAGAUAGCUAGCAAAGAUUUCGUGGGUGAGAUGACCAACUUAAUCAAAGCGCCUGCUACUGUCCCUCAGGUUCGCGAGAUGGCUAUAAAUCUACUCCAGCAAUGGGCUCUGGUGUUUGAAGCGAAGAGCAAUUUGAGCUACUUGCCAGAGAGUUAUCGGGAUCUCAAAGCAAGCGGCAUUGCGUUCCCUCCACCUCCGAAGACUGUGUCCAACCACCUCUUAACGACAGCGACCCCUCCAACCUGGAUAGAUUCAGAGUCCUGCAUGCGUUGCCGAUCGCCCUUCACGUUCACGAACCGGAAACACCACUGCCGCAAUUGUGGGCUCGUUUUUGAUCAGGCAUGCUCUAGCAAGACGAUGCCCCUCCCUCAUCUGGGCAUUGUUCAAGAAGUUCGCGUUUGCGAACCAUGCUACCAGAAAGGAGGCCGCGGCGAAAGGCUGAGCAAAAACGAUCCGAACACGCCGUCUAUCCCCGCAAAACGAUCGAUACGGACGGAGCAGUUUGACGCAGAUCUGCAAAGAGCAAUUGCGUUGUCCUUGGCCGAGGGAAGCUCAGGUGAGGCUUCCAAUCAGAUGGUCGGUUCGCAACCUGGAAUGCAUGGCCGGAAGUUGGAAGGUUCCGAUGUCCUCGAAACCGAGGACGACGAACUUCGUCUCGCCAUCGAGGCUAGUCUGGCUGAUAUGCAUCAAGUCAGACCAUCCGCUCCUGGCGCGAUAGAGGAUCCGGAGAUUGACUACAAGCCGCUUCCGACCUAUGAUCUAUCACCUCGGGAAACUGAGACCAUGUUGACAUUUGCACAAACCAUCGAGCAUGCUGUCGGAUUUGGCGACCGCGACCUGCACCGUUUCCCUCACGUAUAUCCACUAUACGAGCAGGCACACGGACUCGCAGGAAAGCUUCAGAGGAACGUCGAAGAAAAGGGCACGAAACACUACAUGUUGGCGGAGAUGCAUGAACGACUCAUGCAGGCUGUUCGACGAUACGAUCAGCUACAAGAGGAGCAAGAGGCGUACAGCGUCCAGCAGCGGAUGACCCAGAGUCAACAUCAGCCCGGAGCCCAUCGGGCGGGCGCUCCCGCCGGAUCGGAGUACAUGGGUUAUUCGACAAUAUCACAACAACCCUCGUACCAUUCACCGGUUCCG
Messenger RNA from Filobasidium floriforme, 1410 nucleotides. RefSeq lists its product as uncharacterized. The record is from RefSeq and is a predicted model, not a curated record. The transcript has 8 exons. The annotation marks the transcript as partial. Gene Ontology annotation, molecular function: ubiquitin binding; phosphatidylinositol binding; metal ion binding. NCBI's taxonomy places the organism in Eukaryota, Fungi, Basidiomycota, Tremellomycetes, Filobasidiales, Filobasidiaceae.